AUGGCCCGGGUCGUAAGAAGGGCUAUGGCAGCUUCGGCUCGGCGCGCGCCCACUCGCGCUGUCCAGAGGCGAGCUCGCAAGCAUAAGGUGAUCAUGGAGACGGUCACUCAAGAGAAGAAAAAGCUGCGGAGCGUGAUCUGUUUCGAAGCUCAGGCGCCGACUGGGUAUACAUUCAUCCCAGCGGGCAACCCGCUCCUGACCACCUCGUGCAAGGAGCGGUGUCGAAAAGAUGGACUUCAAGUCUACGCGGUCUCGACAACACCUCAUAUGGGUACACAUAACCUUUCGCAACAUGUCCAUAGGAUAGGGUAUCAUUUCCCAAGCACAGUUGUCGCGGCGGCUUGCUCAGAGCUGGGUCUAUACCUUACGAGUGCCGGGAAAGCAGUGCCCUUCCACACACUUGGCACUCUACAAGAGAGUCCCCCAUCGAACUCCGAGGUUGACCAGAUUACAAUCAACACCGAGGCAAGAGAUGCAAUCAGAGACUUGUUUCCCAACAUUCCCGACAACGAUCUGAAUCAAAUUAUCAAGACGGCUUUUCAAAAGGGUCAACGGAAAGUCGGCACCGCAUCCGAGUUGCCUUUGGCUCGCAGAGCACAACUGGCAGUAGUGGCGCACAUUCGUCACCUCUACACUGAUUAUGAUCGCCUUUUGAAACAGAAAUCAUUUCAUGAAGCUAGAUCGGACGUGGAGCAAGUGACAUUGGCCAAAGUCAUUGCAUGGCGUGGAGAUGAUGAAAAUGGACAGACAGCUCUGGAGGAUGUCUUCCGCGAGGUUAUCGUUAUAUCCGACGAUGAUGAUGACAGUGAAACAGAAGAAGAAGGGCUUGUACCAGCAGGCUCUAGGGAUCGCAGCGUGGAGAUUUUCUCUAAAAAUGGCGGGACCCAUGAGAUCCAAACUCAACCGAUCAGCACCGUGCAUGUUACAACCCAGGAUCCAUUGCGAGAGCAAUCUGAGGAAGCCGCGUCUGGAUUCCGGAUUGUCACCAGGGUGCCCGCCCAGAAUGCCAUCAACCGACGUGGAUUCAACAGAUAUCAAGCCUGGAAUCGCGCACUGAAUAGGUAUCGAGCCGAAGCCAAUUCUACUGUACAGGCUCCAAUUGGGGGUGCCACCUCCAGUGACAAGCAGAGUCCACGGUAUGGGAAACGCCCUGUUGUUGUCCAGGAUAUGCCAGAUCCUCCUAGACGUCGAGACAUCACAAUCCCCUCCAUGGAGACUGUUCCCAAAAUUUUGUCACGCCCUGUCUACGUUGACAAUUCAGGGCAGCGGUCGCUUGCCAUCCCAGCAACGGGUCCUCCAUCCGGGAAGAGCCAUGUAGGUCCUCAAGAAAGACGUCCGCUUCUGGAACCCCAGCCGGUGAUUGCCCAGUAUGAAUCCAGUGGGCGACCACUUCUACCACCACUAACCACACAGAAACCACAUGAAUCUCGUCAUUUGGGUGCGAGAAGCUACCACACUGCUAAUCCUGGCUACUCCCAGGGUAUGUCCUACCCGAACACAAGUUCCCAUACUCGUUUGGAGAGGAUUCCCUUAUCACUCAAUGAAGCAGACGCGCCCGUGUUUGUGAGCGGGCCGCAGGAGCUUCACUCAAAUAGGGAGAGCCUGUUUGGACCCCGGCCUGAUCUUGCCGGUCCUCUUCAUCCCAGGACUGGACCAAGUCGUGAGGAUCCAAUACCUUCAAUUGAACUGAUGGAGCCUCCUGGCCUCGCCGAUAAGCGCUGGGCCGAUGGCCGCUUAGUACACAUGACCAACAGGAUGUCGCUUCGUUCCGUAACUCCAGGCCAUUCCAAGGGUGAGACCUCGCGGCAUGCCCAUGCUGUGGCCCCAGGCAGCUCAGAGGAUCAAAACUGCAAGAGGAGACGACUUUCGCACCAUGCUGCGGGCGCUGUAAACCCACGCCUCAAUGACUGGAACCCAAGACCUAUUGGAAAUCCAAUUCCGGAGGAACCGCGAAGGCUAUACCGCCGUGAUGAGAUUAUCCAGCCAGAGCCUCAUUUGCAGGAUAGGACCUAUCUCCGUCGUGAUUUUCCCCCACCUGCAGAACAACCUCUAGCUAUAGGACACCCACGGCAGAGAAAUCCCGCCCCUUUGGUUCCAUCUCAGGUCAGCUUGAGUGCCAGGCCCCCUCUAGAUCGGACGCGUAUGGCCGAGCCCUAUAGGCCAGUUUCCAUUCAUACACAGACAAGCCUUCCUGGUUACAACGGCAUUAUUCCCUCUAGUGAUCGCACCAUUGGGCCACCAGCAGGUGUUUCUUACGCGGAUGUCCGUCCUGCUUACUAUGGUGAUCGUAGUCCCCAUUUGGACCGUGCGCGGCCUACCACGCUCGAAGAACAACGAGCGCCUCUUUGGAGAUCUCGUACUGAUGCCGAUCACACCGUGGUCCAUUCUGCUCCCUCCAACGGGAAGCUGUACGCCGAUGACUUUGUUCGUCACGUUGAUUACCGAGAGGCUCGCCCCGUGCCAGUGGAAUACUAUCUCCCGCGGUCGAGACAUCAACCACUCCCGCAUGUGGAAGAGGAUCGUGGCCAACCGGCACGAACAAGGAUUUCUGACCUUCAUGCCCCUCAAGAUCUUUCUCACCUUCAGGGCCCGACAGAAACCCGUCAUCCUCGAAGUCCACGGGUGGCAUUAGCUUCUCACGACCAGGGCCCUCGUCAUCCCAACGCCGGGUCCAGCCCGCGUGAACUUCAUAGUAAACCCAGCGGUGCUUCUCGUGACAGACGCCCAGGUAGUGGGCUUGGCGCGCCGCGACGCAUCCAUGACCCGCGGUCGUUUCAAAUGGUCGAGCAAAAUCGCCCCAUCUAUGUGCAACGAGUCGAGUCGCAGCCACCGUCGCACUAUCCCGUCCCGGAUGGACGGCCCAUUGUGAUUGUCGAUUAA
Penicillium daleae is the source of this 2880-nucleotide messenger RNA. RefSeq names its product DUF2293 domain-containing protein. Lineage: Eukaryota; Fungi; Ascomycota; Eurotiomycetes; Eurotiales; Aspergillaceae. The record is from RefSeq and is a predicted model, not a curated record. Bases 1 to 2880 code for a protein of 959 amino acids. The transcript is spliced from 5 exons.